Botrytis deweyae is the source of this 186-nucleotide messenger RNA. RefSeq lists its product as uncharacterized. The coding region runs from base 1 to 186 and encodes 61 amino acids. The record is from RefSeq and is a predicted model, not a curated record. Lineage: Eukaryota; Fungi; Ascomycota; Leotiomycetes; Helotiales; Sclerotiniaceae. The transcript has a single exon.
AUGUCGAUUGUUUUCCUGGCUUUUGUCAGACCAAAGACCCGAAAGACACCUAGAUUGGAAGACUAUGCGCUUGAGAAUAUCAGUCUAGUAUCAAGUACCUUGGCAUCGAAGAGACAGGAAAUCCUAGGCAUUGAAGCUUCGGCGUUGAGUUUAGCAAGAAUGGGCACAAUGACCGCAAUCCUUUAA